AUGGAGGCUUUUUAAUUAAAAUUAUAACGAAUGAAAAAUUACAAAUAACAACUUUAAUACUUAUUGUAAAAACCCAUUGCAAGUCCGCAAUUCAGGUAGAUAUUUCUCGAAUGCGAUCAAUACCAGAUGAUAGUUUAAGUACUCAUAGAAGCCAAAUCGGAUAAAAUUAGUGUGGUCAAAGAACAAUUGAAAUUGUUCGGAUUAUUGGCUGAAUGUGCCAAUGAAAACUUGAGUCCUCAAUUACCCAUGAUCUUCACCCAUCUAUUGAAGAGAAUCAAGGACUUCGAAUCGAUGAGUUGCGUGUGUGCCCAAGUGGCUGAAAUUAUAGGGAAAAUAGUUAAGCUCUGUUGUUUCGACGGAGACGUUCUCAAUAGCAUUCUGAAACCACUCAUGAACCAUCUAAAUUAGAAUGCGUAACACGCCCUCUGUUUGACACGAGUAGUCUAAUUCUUGUCCUUCGAAAUCCUAGAACAAAAUGCCUUGUUCCUCUUUCGGAAAUUCAUCUCAUUGUUGAAUCAACAAAAUGGGAAAGUGGAGAUCCUGGAAGGAAUGGCUGCAAUCAUCUUGAGUGUGGAAGAAUAAUCAGAUAUUUUUGCCGAUGAAAUCAUCCCUCAUUUGCAAUAGUUGCUGUCAAAUCAAUAAUGGCAAGUGAAGAAGAUGGCGUUAGACAUAUUGUACUCCCUGGUGGUGCUAUAAAAAGAGAAAAUUCAGGAACAUUCGUACUUUAAGGAAUUAAUGUAUGAAUUAAAAUCAAAUAAGAUAAAACAAGUAAGAGAUUCAGCCAACUUAAUAUUGGAUGUAUUGUAACAGAAUAAUUCACAAUCGUAACAAUAAUCAUAACAAUAACAAAAUAAUUUAUAGUAAUUGGAUAAGUAAGUUACUUCUGUAGAAAGACAAUAGAAUUAUGGAAGUUAACUAAAGUCAUCGUCGUAACCUCAAUUGUUCAUUAAUACAACAAAUAAGUAAUCCAACUCUAAUACGGCAAUACCCCAGUAGCCACAAACUCCUUCUUAGCAACAAAUUAAUAGGUUGUCUUAAACACCUGCUUAGACCUACAAAAUGAGCACUGAUGAAAAACUGCAAUUGGCAAUCGAAGCAAUUUAGUUGUUGAGUGGGAUAUUGAAAUCGAAGGGGAUUUGCGAUUCUGCAGAAACGCAACAGAUAGAUUCGAUAUUGAAUAAAUUAAAUGAAAGAGAUAGUUAUAAAUAACCCACAAUGAAGUUUUCUUAGUUUAAUGACACAGAAACCUUUAUCAGUAAGGAGGCAGCUGAGAUCUUGAGGGAAUUCAAGGAGAAGUAGAGAUCAGAGUACUUAAGGUGA
Messenger RNA from Paramecium tetraurelia, 1320 nucleotides. RefSeq lists its product as uncharacterized. Gene Ontology annotation, cellular component: microtubule. The record is from RefSeq and is a predicted model, not a curated record. The transcript is spliced from 3 exons. NCBI's taxonomy places the organism in Eukaryota, Ciliophora, Oligohymenophorea, Peniculida, Parameciidae. Gene Ontology annotation, molecular function: microtubule binding.